Lottia gigantea (owl limpet) is the source of this 749-nucleotide messenger RNA. RefSeq lists its product as hypothetical. The transcript is spliced from 3 exons. Gene Ontology annotation, cellular component: plasma membrane. Lineage: Eukaryota; Metazoa; Mollusca; Gastropoda; Lottiidae. The coding region runs from base 59 to 562 and encodes 167 amino acids. The record is from RefSeq and is a predicted model, not a curated record.
CGGCGAGUAGACCCAAACGCUCUAAAUUUAUUAACAGUAUCUUAAUUUGUUUAUCAAAAUGGGAUUUUCAGACACUUCUAUGUUUAUGAAAAUUUCGAUGGCAUUAGGAAUAGUCGCAUUUAUAUUUGAUUUAAUUGGAUUUGCUUCGCCAUAUUGGUUAAUACAAUCUGGUGCAGGUGUUACUAUUAGUAAUUUACUAUGGCAAUCUUGCUAUUCAAAUGAUGGCAGUUCUGAAUGUAAAUCUCUUCAAUCUGAAGGCUUGACAUCAGAAAUAAAGGCUGGUCAGGCCUUUAAUGUUCUUGGAUUUCUGGCAGGCGGUGUGGCUGUGGUUCUGAUAAUUCUUUAUAUUUUCUGUCUAACCAAUAAAAAACCAGUUCGGCUUCUUGGUAUGAUUGCUGCCUUUGUCGCAGCUGGCUUAAUUCUGAUUGGUGUUAUCAUAAUCGGAACCUCUGACUCAGCAAAAUCGUUUGUUGUCGGUUGGGCUAUGAUUUUAGCUAUCAUCGGAGCAAUACUUUAUGUGGUUACAGGAGUCAUGGUGGUUGUUGACGUAGUUCAAAUCUAAAUAUCUAUAAUUUUACAUCUGGUAUACUUUGACUUCAUCAUUGGCUCACUAUGACGUCACAAUCUUGAAGUAUCGUAUUGACGCCUUUUGAUUUUUCGUUAUUUGUUCUUAUCCUUUCAAGGCAGCUAUCCAACUGAAACGAGGUUUGAGCUCAGAAAAUAUUUUUCCGUCCUUUCAUAUUGUUCUG